This is a messenger RNA of Manacus vitellinus (golden-collared manakin), 8276 nucleotides long. It is a transcript of the gene ARVCF, whose product is annotated as ARVCF delta catenin family member. Gene Ontology annotation, molecular function: cadherin binding. The transcript is spliced from 19 exons. The coding region runs from base 1 to 3006 and encodes 1001 amino acids. The record is from RefSeq and is a predicted model, not a curated record. Gene Ontology annotation, biological process: cell-cell junction assembly; cell-cell adhesion. Gene Ontology annotation, cellular component: cytoplasm; nucleus; plasma membrane. Lineage: Eukaryota; Metazoa; Chordata; Aves; Passeriformes; Pipridae.
AUGGAUGACUAUGAUCUCAGGUCAGCUGCCAGCAUUCUGGCCUCAGUGAAGGAGCAGGAGGCCCGCUUCGAGCGGCUCACCCGGGCGCUGGAGGAGGAGCGGCGCACCGUGUCCCUGCAGCUGGAGCGCGCCAGCCAGCCCGACAGGCUGAGCAUCUGCAACAUUGGCAACGGGCAGCCCCUGGCCACCGCCUGGCAGCAGCUCGUCCUGCAGAUGAAGGACCUAGCUUGUACUUCUGACUCCCCUGUGCAUGAACAAAGCCCCAGUAACCAGACCUCGAUAGCAAUGAUGCAAGAGCCUCAAGAAAUGGUGGAAGAGACAGUUACUGUGGAGGAGGACCCAGGCACUCCCACCUCCCACGUGUCUAUUGUCACUUCAGAGGAUGGAACCACAAGGAGAACAGAAACCAAGGUCACCAAAAUGGUCAAGACGGUCACCACCAGGACGGUGCGCCAGGUGCCGCUGGGCCCGGACGGGCUGCCCGCCAUGGACGGCUCGUCACCCAUGGGCAGCUACACGGACUCCAUCGACAGGAGGUACCUCAAGAACGGCGAGCGCUACAUCACCCCCCAGGCGUCCUCCACGCUCACCAGGUCCUACAACAGCUACAACGACUCCUACCCCGAGAGCCACGAGGGCCAGUACCGCCCGUACCUCGGCCACGACGGCUACGGGGACCUCUCCGACAGCUACGGCAGCUUGUCCCGCGGCGUCGGCUACCGGCCCCGCUACGCCUACGUGCCGGGGAGCGCCUACCGGCCCGACGAUGGCAGCUUCACUUUGCCAAGCAGGAGGGACAACUACGGUCCCGUGGCCCAGCCUCAGGUGCCGGUGGGCAGCAACGCCGACCUGAACCGCUCCCAGCCCGAGCGCUUCCAGCCGGAGCCCUACGGACUGGAGGACGACAACCGCAGCCUGGGAGUGGAUGAUGAAGGCUAUGAACUGGAUCCUGAUUACUCCACUGUGAACAGGAGGACGUCUGCAGGUGUGCCAGAGAGAGGGAGACCUCACAAAGGAAGGGGCUACGAGGACCCCAUGGAGCCCGAGAUGGUGGAGGAGAGGAUCCCGUACCUGCACGGCGGCUACGCGGCGCCGCUGGCCCAGCCCGAGCGGGGCAGCAUGGCCAGCAUCGACCGCCUGGGCAAGCGCUCCCCCUCCAUCGACAGCAUCCGCAAGGACCCCCGCUGGAGGGACCCCGACCUGCCCGAGGUCAUCGCCAUGCUCAGCCACCCCAUCGACCCCGUCAAGUCCAACGCCGCGGCCUACCUGCAGCACCUGUGCUACGAGAACGACAAGAUCAAAAAGGACGUGAGGCACCUCAAGGGGAUCCCCAUCCUGGUGGGCCUGCUGGACCAUCCCAAGCCUGAGGUCCAUCGCAAGGCCUGCGGGGCUCUCCGGAACAUCUCCUACGGGAAGGACAACGAGAACAAAGUGGCCAUAAAGAACUGUGAUGGGAUCCCCGCACUGAUCAGACUGCUGCGGAAAACAAACGACAUGGAAGUCAGAGAGCUAAUUACAGGCACCCUGUGGAACCUGUCCUCCUACGAGCCCCUGAAGAUGGUCAUCAUCAACCACGGGCUGCAGACGCUGACCAACGAGGUGAUCAUCCCCCACUCGGGCUGGGAGAGCGAGCCCAACGAGGACUCGAAGCCGCGCGACGCCGAGUGGACAACCGUGUUCAAGAACACCUCGGGCUGCUUACGGAAUGUCAGUUCAGAUGGAGCAGAAGCACGCAGAAGACUGAGGGAGUGUGAUGGCUUGGUGGACGCCCUCCUUCACGCUUUGCAGUCUGCAGUUGGCAAGAAGGAUACAGACAACAAGUCUGUGGAGAACUGUGUGUGCAUCAUGAGGAACCUUUCCUAUCACGUCCACAAAGAGGUCCCUGGAGCUGAUAAGUACCAAGAACUAGAUGCGGGUCAGACCACGGGCACAGGAGGCUCUCAGAAGAAGAAGAAAGAUGAUGCUGGUUGUUUUGGUGGAAAAAAAGCUAAAGAGGAGUGGUUCAAUCAAGGAAAGAAGAAUGGAGACUUGGACAGGAAUUUUGAUACACUUGAUUUGCCUAAGCGGUCUGAAGCAGCAAAAGGCUUUGAGUUACUGUACCAGCCAGACGUGGUCCGACUGUACCUCUCCAUCCUCACUGAAAGUCAGAACUUCAACACUCUGGAAGCUGCAGCAGGAGCUUUGCAGAAUCUCAGUGCUGGCAACUGGACGUGGUCCACCUACAUCCGAGCCACGGUGCGCAAGGAGCGGGGGCUGCCCGUGCUGGUGGAGCUGCUGCAGUCCGACUCGGACAAGGUGGUGAGGGCCGUGUCCAUCGCCCUGAGGAACCUGUCCAUGGACCGACGCAACAAAGAUCUCAUAGGUAGUUAUGCCAUGGGUGAGCUGGUAAGAAAUUUGCCCAGCAGGCAGCAGAGAUCUGCAAAGAACCUGGAGGAGGAUACAGUGGUUGCAGUGUUGAACACCAUCCAUGAAAUCAUUACUGACAGCUCCGAAAACGCGCGGUCUCUGAUCCAGACCCAGGGCAUUCAGAAGCUGGUGGCCAUCAGCAAGUCCAGCCAAUCUCCCAGAGAAACAAAAGCAGCAUCUCACAUUCUUCAGAUGAUCUGGAGCUAUAAAGAGCUACGAAAUGCCCUUCAGAAGGAUGGGUGGAACAAGUCACACUUCCAGUCCGUGUCGGCGGCUCCGAAGGGCUCCAAGGGUCCUGCUGGCAGGUCUGGCUAUGAUGACAGCACCCUGCCUCUGGUGGAGAAGAGUCAAGAUAAUGAGAAGUCUGGGAGCCGGGAUAUGAUACCUAUGGAUGAGCUCGGCCCAGAUGGAUACUCCACCAUCGACCACCGCGACAAGGAGCGCAAGUACAAGAGCAGCGACCCCUCGGGCGAUGCCUCGGAGAAGGAACCUUUAAAAAAUGACACAAAUAGGAAAAACAUUAACAGGAGUAACAGGGCUUCGGUGAAUCUGGUGGAUGCCCGUGACAUUAAACCCCAGCCUGUUGACUCCUGGGUCUAAUUUGCAUGCAUGGGCUAAAGUCCAACCACAUUUUUUUUAAUUGAGGGGGAGAAGCAAACAUUGAAUCGACACAGAGGAUCUCAUCAGUCACCACUGCCAUUCAGACUCGAGGGCGCUGCAUCACUGGCAGGCUGCAGGUUCUGCAGGUUCCAGGAGGGUGUGGGGAGAACCCUGCCAUGGCCCCGGAGCCCCUGGAGCACCCAGAGCACCCUGCCUUACAGCCACAGCCUGCUUUGAACUCGGUUACACCCCACCAGGACAGCCACCACCUCCCCCUCCCUCCUCCUGCUCCUGCAAGAAGAAAAGCAAGAGCAGAGAGCCCAAGUCCCUGUCACUGCAGCCCCGGGUGACUCUGGCGUGGGGACGGUGCCACACUGAGCAGGGAAGGUCGAGCGGUGGCACAGUGAGAGAGGAGCUGGGGACACUGGAGCUGCCACUGCAGGGGCACCGUGAGGAUGACAGCACUUCCCUGGCUUGGGGCUCCUUGGUUUGGGUUUUUUGUUUUGGGGGAUUUCUUUUGAACUGUGACUCUUAACAUUUUUGAAGGCUUUUUUGAAAAAUGUUCAGGUUUUCUUUAUUAUUUCCACAGAAAGUGCAGGAAUGUUGAGUGGGUUUAUUGGAUUUCAGUGAAGGGAGAAAAUGCAGAACAAAAACUAUUAAACGGUAGUCAAACGAACUGGAGAGUGGAUGACAGAAUUGAUGCAAGCUGUAUAAUCUGCUUUUAGAGUAAGCUAUAUCAAUCACAGUGCUAUAUUGUCAUUAUAAUCUGGUGUACAAUACUUCUGCCUUUUGAAUUCUGUAAUGUCUCUGUUUUUAUUUCCACAUAUUGAAAAGCAGUUUGUGGAAGGUUUCAGUGUCCCUGGUUCAGAAAUCUGUGCUGAGAAAUGAAGUUGCCUGGCUUUUUAUUUUCAUAUUCUCAAAGAUUGCAAUAAGGAGCUUUUCCAUGUUAAAUGUACCACUGUUGCAUUGAUGGUGAUUAACAACUACUUUUGCCAUAGCUGUUACGACAUUGGAAGAGAAUAAGAGCUUUUUUGUAGGAUGUUUUAUUUUGAAAACGCUAUAAAUUUUAGAUGGGUCUGUCACUUAGGUUUGAUGGUAAAUUUUUCACUGUUGGAUCCAUGUUUGCUUUGGGCUAUAGAUCCUCAUGAAAAAUGCCACAAAGGGAACUGGUUUGGCAUUUUUAAAAUCAUCAUCAUGGUUUCUGUGUUCCUUUGCUUUUGUUUUGGGAUUGCAUAUUUGAUUUGGCCUGAAAUGCCCCUGUGGGCAGCAGCUCUCCUCCCCUGCUCUGUGCAGGGGGACGUUCACCUCCAGAGAAGUGCUCUGUGUUUGCAGGGUCUGGAAAUGGGUGAACUAAAUAACUUCAGAUCACCGAUUUUCUCCAGGCAUUGGUCAAGGGAGGGCAGCAGAUGAGAACAGGAAGCAAAUGUCUCAUCAGUAGCACGAGAGGACUUUUGCUGAAUUUACUUGGUUGCCACUGUUCUUUGAUUGCCACAUUUAGUUUUAAACGAGCUCCUAAAAACGGUGUGACUGGAAAGCACAUUUUUGAGUCCAGCAAACAUCAUUUGCGGUUUUCAGUGCCUGCCGUUUCUUUUCUAAUUAAAAAGGGGAAAUAUCCAACAACCUCACCUCCCCCAAAAUAUUACUGUAAUAGUAAACAUCUACAUUUUUUUGUAAAAAAAGAUUUAAAAACUUUAAAAAAAAAGCAAGUACCAAGAGCUUUGUAUCUUCUUGAGUAUAUUAAAAAUUUGACAUGAAUACAUAUAUAUAAAUAAAUAAAAAAGUCUAUAUAUCUAUAUAUAUAUAUAUUGUUGUGCAGAGGAUAGGUUAACAAAACCAUGUAAAGUAGUUUGCAGGAGAGGGAAGCAUUUGUUGAUUCAGGGAAAAGACUGAUGCCAGAAGCUGUCAGUGAUUUGGAUGACACGUGUGCUCCUUCGCACCCUCCCUUUUUGAGCCCCGUGUGUGCAGUGGUCACUCCUGGAGGCUGGGGAAGGUGAAGUUGCUUGGAGCAAAUCAAGAGAGCAAAGUCUGUAUUUUCACCUGCAUGAGAGUCCUGCUGGGCCAGAGCUGCCCAGCGGCUGAGGGGCAGCAGAGGGAGGGGCUGUGGCUGUGUCGGGCAGUGUCUGACUGUCUGUGUCUGACUGCCUGUGUCAGGCAGUGUCUGUGACUGUCUGUGUCAGGCAGUGUCUCUCUGUGCAGACAUGAGUGUGGCAGUGAGACCAGCUCCAUCGUCUGACUGUAUAUUCUAUCAAUGGUGCUCUUUUCAUACUUGUUCUGCCAAUACGCGGAGACCCUUUUAACCAAGCUACACAGAAGAGUUUUAUAUCACUUUUGGUUAUGUACUUGGUGUAUUCUUUUUGUAUAUGAAAGGAUUUUUUUAAAAACGUUCAGUAAUUAGCAAUGGAACCUGCUUUGUAGCUGAUUAGAACAGUGUAAGAGAAGGGCCGUGCUGUCAGUCUGUCCCUGAUCUACUUCAAACCAUAUAUUUACCAAAGGAGUCUGAACAAAAGUUCACUUCAAAUAAAGACCUGACUGUUGAAAGGAGUCUCUGCUAAGACUUUGUGGUUUAGUUAUUGUACAGAUAUUUCAAAGCCAGCAAGAGGUUAACAGAGAAAACCACAGGAAGGGGGAAGUGAAGUGACUGGGGCCAGUUAUGGUCAUGACCUCCUAUCCCAGAUAUCCCAUGGCUCUUAGUGGCACACUACAGGGACACUCAAAAUCUGGAUUGGAUCUACUUCAGUCUCUGUCAUUAGUGGGCUAAAAACACUGAGGAGUGUUUGAGAAGCAAAUUCAGACCCUAUCCCACUCCCCCCAAAAGUCUGGUUUGUAUUUACACUGCACCCUGUGCUGACAACCCUCCCUGCCAGGUUGGAUGGCACUGGCUGCCCAGGUCAUUGGAGCAAACAGUCCUUGUUUUCCUGGGGUAAGUGUGAUGGCAGCCAGCAGACCCGUGAGCUGACAGUGUGGUUUGUGGCUGCAGAGAAGCAAAGGAUGGUGUGUCACAGAGUCAGAUACCAAGUGGAUGGGCCAGGGCUUCCCCUGGCAAUCACACGUCUAACCCCUCCCCUUCCCAUGCCUUACAGUGACAGCUCAUUCCCAAGUAUGUAGCAAUAACCCAUCCUCGACAUUACUGUGGGGUUUUUUCUUCUCAACAAACUGUUGUUUGGAUAUUGAGGAAGGAAAACAGGCUGGGGGGUGACUCGCACGUGAGACUGCCCACAGCUGAGGGCUGGCACAGGGCACCUGGAACAGGUCUGGGGAUUCCGUGUCCAUUCUGUCUGUGGCCAGAAGCUCCCUGGGGGGAUGUGUGCCCACCCCUGCCCUCCCCUCUGCCCUCGUUGGCACAGGCAUGGCUGGCUGUUGGAGCUGUUCUGGGCUGUGGGUGGAUGAACCCGUAAUUGUUGUGUUUUGGCAGCAGGGACUGUAUGUAAAGAAGGGAACGUGGCAAUGUGUGUGAUUAAAGCUGCAGUAGGGGCUGGAGUCUCCUGCUAAAAGGCAGGCAGUGAUUUUUAGGGCUCAUGGAUGUGACCUCCUCUUUUCCUGUUGGCUUCACUGUGAAAACUGGAGGGAAUCUGCCUGCAAAGGGCUGGGGUAGAAGAGAUUUCUACCUGUGAAAUUCUAGUGGGAGGGAUGGGUGUGGAAGGAAGUGAUGGUGUUGCAAGGCUCCUGCUAAAGAGGAGGAGGAAAUUGGAUGGCCCAGUCAGGGCCAAGAUAACACGGGGAGGGAGACUUCUGAUGGCAUGUGAUUACUGCAGAACAAGCACCUUUGUUAAGCUGUGGAGGUUUAAAGAAACCAAAAUCGUGUGUUGACUCCCCUGGAGAAGCACCCAGUUAGUUUGGGUGUUGGUGUGUGAGCAGUUGUGCUUCCCAGGUCGGCCUGUCCGUCUGCAGAAUCCGAGCAGGAGAGCGGAAAGCCAGGGCUUUAGGACAGUUUGUUUCUGUCUUGCAAUUAAGUAGCAUAUUAGCCAUAAGUGCAACUCAAGAUGUGUUGUCAGCUUGAAAUGCUCCCCAGAGAACGGCUUGGGCAGCCACAGGUCCCAACCUUCAGUGUCUUCUGGGCACACCACCUGCCUGUCCCAGUCCUGCUCCGUGCACUCAGACCUGCCGGUUCCGAAGGCACCAGCAUUGGGAAAGCAAAUCCUGUCCCUGCUGCCAAGAUGUCCCAGAAGGGACUGACCAGAACCGACUGGCUGUCAGGGACACCUGAAGAAAGCAGGGUGGUGUGUUUGCUGCAGCAGGCUCAUCAGUUCGUGCCUGCCCUGAGGAGCAGGUUCCAGCAAUGCUUUCUAGCGAAAGGCUCGUGCUGGGAAGGGCAGUUUGCAUCCUGGAGCAGUUCAGGAGACUGAAGGUGGGGAGUUCCCUUCUGCCACCUGCCUUAAAGUUGAGCACAGGCUCAGCUCCCUGUGAGAGGCACAUGGCAAACCCUUGAGGAAGCCAAGCUUCAGGAGCCCCAUGGGCACACAAGGGUGGUUACAGCCCCUUGUGCUCAGUGACACCCCCAGUGUGACACUCAGUGACACCCCCAGUGUGGCACUCAGUGACACCUCCAGUGCCAGUGCCUCCAGCCACGGGCUGUGCUGCUGGGCUGGAGCUGUGCUCUCACAGCUUUUGAAGGUGUUUAUAUAACUGUAGUUUCCUGCAAAAUUUCUUUGUUUGGAUGCCCCUAAAAUCUGGUGUUUCCUUAUCUUUGACAGAGAAAUUCUCUGAUUUACUGGUACAGUAACUAAUUUAGUGCAUUUAAGGGGAAGGUAUUAUGAACCUUUGUUUUCUGUCUUAGGUUUGACAUCAGGGUAGGAUGAUGUGAAGUCCAAGGUGAGGAGGAAGAUAGUGAGGAUAUAACAAGGCCUGCCAAUCUGGUUCUUACUGUUCAGAGAAACAAAAUAACUAGACUAAGAAGCUUACUGGUAAUUAGUAGCUAAUGUGUUUGUAACUAUCAUGUGCCUUAAAAUUUUCAUGGUAGGAGAAUUAAAAAAAAAAAUCAACAAUGUGUUUUCUGUAAUACUGCUCAACAUUCUCUCUGUAGUUUAGACUGGUGGGAUUUUGCAUUGUAUUUACACUGUACUAUAAACUGAAACACCUAGAAUGGUUUGAUUUUACAAGUAUGAAGAGGAAAAAAAGGUGGAUUAUGCUUUUCAUAGAACAAAUGUUACCGUGACAGAAUGUAUUAUUAUUAUAGGAUCUUUCCAUAAUGCAGACAAGUAGAAUGCUUGUUAGAAACCAGGUAUGUAGGAUAACAAUUUGGUGUGUUUUCAAUAAACCAUGCCUGGAAAGAA